Lotus japonicus is the source of this 948-nucleotide messenger RNA. RefSeq names its product NAC transcription factor 32-like. The transcript has 4 exons. Gene Ontology annotation, biological process: regulation of DNA-templated transcription. Gene Ontology annotation, molecular function: DNA binding. The record is from RefSeq and is a predicted model, not a curated record. NCBI's taxonomy places the organism in Eukaryota, Viridiplantae, Streptophyta, Magnoliopsida, Fabales, Fabaceae. The coding region runs from base 1 to 948 and encodes 315 amino acids.
AUGACUGCUACUAGUAGUUCAGUUUCAAGAAAGGAGUUCAAUCCCACAGAUGAUGAACUCCUUCAAUUGUUCCUUUACAACAAGGUCCACGGUAAGCCUUUGCCUGACAAUGCCAACAUUCUUGAAUAUGACUUAUACGGAGAAACGAACCCAUGGGAGAUUUGGGAAGAGUUUGGAGACUCCAACUCGUAUGGUGGUAAGGACCUUUACUUCUUCACUAAACUGAAGAAGAAGCUCGGUGCUAGCGCGCGCUCAGUUCGCACCAUAGGGUUGGGUUCAUGGGAAAGUGAAGGUGCUGGUAAGAUUGUAGUAGCUCAUAACAAACUCCUUGGAAUGAAGAAACGUUUUCGGUUUGAGAAGAGUGGCACUAUUGAAGAUGGUAAGUGGAACAUGCAUGAAUACAGCCUUGACUCGUCUUUGCUCACCGAUUCUUCAGCCGUAAAUCAUGUUCUAUGUAGAUUUAGAAAGAAUUUUGGAAAUAAUACUCGUAAAAGAAGUACGAGCAAACAAAAUAUGACAGACACUACGAAAAGGAGGACAUUGGCUCUAGAACUUGCAGCUACCACGGAAUCUUUUAUGUUUCUGUUGGAGUUCUUGUCUCUGUCAAGUUUCUGUAAAAACUCGCACUACGGAACUGCGUCCACCACGCACGCUCAGGGUGCGAUGGACAAAAAGAAUAAUGAUAAUAAAAUUUCCUUGGGUGAAGAUAUUUCCCAAGUACCAAAAAUCUAUACAGAAAGUAGAGACAAGACCGAGGUGGUUAAAACUAUCACUGCAGAUGGAGAUUUCACCAUGUCUUGGCCAGAGUUAUUUGCAAUGCAGUUGAGAUUGGGAUGCUCGAUCGAAGAGGAAGAAAUCAACAUGCUUCCUAAUACAUUCUGCAAGGACUUGUUAUUGGAAAAUAUUGAUAUUAACUUCAUCGAUACCAGUAAUAAUGGAGACAAAUAG